Molecule: messenger RNA, 501 nt
Organism: Staurois parvus
Lineage: Eukaryota; Metazoa; Chordata; Amphibia; Anura; Ranidae
Source: the annotation of a GenBank genome assembly
AUUCUCACUGCGCAUGCGUGGCUCAGGGAGCGCGCAGCACGGUGAUCGGCGGUGCGCUGUGUCCCUCGGACACAGUGGAUCACUGAUUAUGGAAAGAGCCGAGGAUGUCGGCUCUGUCAUGUGAUCAGCUGUGUCCAAUCACAGCUGAUCACAUGGGACAUGUACACUGGUCAUCAGGGCACUGAUGAUCAGUGUGCCCUGAUGAUCAGUGUAGCCCCAGCAGUGCCACCUGUCAGUGUCCAUCAGUGCCUUAUGUCAGUGCUCAUUAGUGCCUCGUGCCAGUGCCCAUCAGUGCCACAUCAGUGCCCAUCUGAGCUGCCUUUCAGUGUCACCCAUCAGUGUCAGUCAGUGCCACCUAUCAAUACCAAUCAGUGCCACCUAUCAGUGCUGCCAAUCAGUGCCGCCUAUCAGUGCCAGUCAGUGCGCAUCAGUGCCGCCUAUCAGUGCCUAUCAGUGCUGCCUAACAGUGCCAGUCAGUGCCGCCUAAUAGUGCCAGUCAUU